This is a messenger RNA of Peromyscus maniculatus bairdii (prairie deer mouse), 4013 nucleotides long. Lineage: Eukaryota; Metazoa; Chordata; Mammalia; Rodentia; Cricetidae. The record is from RefSeq and is a predicted model, not a curated record.
AUGGCUGAUCCCGGCCUGCCGCGUCGCAGCAGCCGCUCUUCGAAAACAUUCAAACCAAAGAAGAAUAUUCCUGAAGGCUCCCAUCAGUACGAACUCUUAAAACAUGCAGAAGCCACUCUGGGAAGUGGCAAUCUGAGGCAAGCUGUCAUGUUGCCAGAGGGAGAGGACCUCAAUGAAUGGAUUGCUGUUAACACUGUGGAUUUCUUCAAUCAGAUCAACAUGUUGUAUGGAACCAUUACAGAAUUCUGCACUGAGGCAAGCUGCCCAGUCAUGUCUGCAGGUCCCAGGUAUGCAUCUAGCCUGGCAGUCAGUGUGGAGCGGGAAGAAUACUCAGUGAUAGGUGUGCAUUCAAUUACAGGUGUCCCGUUUCCCAAAAACUUCAUGUCUGUGGCAAAGACUAUCCCGAAGCGUCUCUUCAGGGUUUACGCCCAUAUUUACCACCAGCACUUUGACUCCGUGAUGCAGCUGCAGGAGGCCCGCCUCAACACCUCCUUUAAGCACUUUAUUUUCUUUGUUCAGGAGUUUAAUCUGAUUGAUAGGCGUGAGUUGGCACCACUUCAGGAAUUAAUUGAGAAGCUUGGAUCUAAAGACAGAUAAAUGUUUCUUCUAGAACACAGUUGCCCUCUCGCUCUAUCUACCGCUAGCACUCUCUCAUUGCUGUCUGGUGUGGACUAGUGAUACUGACUAUAAGAACGCAGGAUCAAAAGACCCCUUGUUGUCUGCAGAGAAAAUUGUCCCAGAGGUAGGUUGGCCAGAUAGCUUCAGAACAAGACCUGUAUGGCACAGCCAGAUUGGAGGUGCUGUGUGGCCACCCGUCCUUUAGUGUCCUCUGUUGUAACCUUAGGUUAGCCUGUAGUUUGUUGCUGAUCUUUUGUUCAAGAAAGUGAUUGAAGCUGCGCAGUGGUGGAGCAUGCCUUUAAUCCCAGCACUUGGGAGGCAGAGGCAGGUAGAUCUCUGUGAGUUUGAGGCCAACCUGGGCUACAGAGUGAGUUCCAGGACAGGCACUAAAACUACACAGAGAAACCCUGUCUUGAAAAAAAAAAAAAAGAAAGAAAGAAAUUGAGUUUUUCCAUGUGACAACAUAAUGGACAUUAAGGAUUUUCAGCAGUAACUUAUUAGUUUCUAGAACAAAUUUCUUAACACAGAUCAGUUUUGCUUCACUUUACAAAUUGAAAUGGUGUUCCAUUUCUAAAUCUCAGCCAUUUAGAGCUUAUGUUUUACCUUAGAUAGCCUAUUAGGUUCGUGUCUGUGUGCUGGUGUUUAUAGAUAAGAGUAUAUAUAUAUAUUUUUAGCCAGGCAUGAUGGUGCAUGUCUGUUACCUGAUACUGUGGAGGAAGAGGCAGGAGGAUAGCACAUUGGAGGCUAGCCUGGGCUACAUGGUAAACUUGCUGAAAAAAGUUUGUUUUGCAAAACCCACAAGGCUUAAAUCACAGGCAUAUGUGGCAUGAGAUUAACCAAAGUUAUUUUUAAGUGACUUUUUAAUUUUGGGGGUUGUGUCGUUGUCUGUCUAGAUGGGGGUGUAUGAUGGAUGUAGUCUGUGUCCUCUGAUGGCAGCAUGCAGGUUCUCCUCUUGAAACUCUUCACUUAGAUUUUGGCAGAGAUCAAGAAACUUCCAAAAAACUGUGACAGACUUGGGCCUCAAAGCCACUAUUUUCAUUGAUAAUUCGUGAGGCCUUGCAGUUCUGGAGAGGACAGUUAAAAAAAAAGUAUUUAGAAUACUUAUUUCCUAAACGAUUCCAUGUUUUUAUUGCAACUUGAAACUUACAUUUAUGUGUAGAAAUGCAGACGUUAUGGCAAUAAGGGAAAAAGUAGCUUGAGGGUGUGUGACUGCAGGUCUCCCUGCUGCCUGUUGGAGGGAGAGCUGGAGAUCAGCCGGGAAGUGAGUUGACAGCAGCCUUGCUUCAUUCUGUUACUUUACAAAGGCUGCAUUGAGCUCUAGAGGGUCUCUCCUUUGUCUUUGUAUCAAAACUUGAAAAUUUCCUCAUCCUAUCAGGAUAAAAGGCUCCUUUAUUGAGGAAGGUGCCUGCUUUUCAUUAGGUCCUCAGAUCUAGUCAGUUCUGGUUGCCUCCUCAGGUGUACAUGGCAUCCUAAGUAUCCUGGACACUUGUCUGAAGGGCAGUGCUGUAGUGUAUCAGCAUUCUGUGUGUCAGGGCUGGGACUAAGUGCUCACUGCCCUCCUGCAUGGCUUUAUAAAGGUUAGAGGUGAUGAGGGUUUUGUUAUUUUUGACUCCACUAAACUAUACAAGAAAGAAUUCCUUAGAAACUCCAGUUUUAAUGACUCAUUUUAGUAUGUUCUUAAGUAUGCUUAGAAUUUUAAAGAAGUUUUGUCUUAUUUUCGCUGAAACCACACAUCACCAUUAGAGGAAUUCAAGGUGGGAUAACGGUUUAGAGACAAGGACAGCUUGGAAACACCUCCUAACCCAGGUGUAUGCAAAGGUCCAUGUCAGCUGCUGCAAGUGUCAGUCAGCUGCAGACAGGAUGCAGGCUUCUAGAUGCCCCCCAAAAAGCAUCACCCCUCAACCACAGACUCCAUUUACUUUGAUUUGCUGAAGUGAAAUUCUCUAUCAACCAAGGCUCAAUCAUUUUUAGGAUAUCUGGCACCCUCAAAUCAAAGGUUUUUCUUUCCUCUGCACACAUUUCAGAGACAGAUGCCCUCUCCGGGAUUGCGCUCCAGAUGGGUAAAUGCUAAGACACGGAGGCAGCUCCAGUGGGACAAAACAGAAAACCCCCUUGGUAGUAGAGACUGGGGUGUCUCCUUGUGUGUCCCCACCCACUCCAUUUUUCCUUCUGUCUUUUAAACGGAAGCAGUGCCAGACUCCCAGACCAACCUGCCUUAACCAGCAGUACGUACACAUUGUGUUGUUAGCUCACCUCUGAGGCAGAGCAUGGGAGCAGGAGGGUGGCGUCUUUCUGCCGUGACUGGAGACGCUUUCAUAACAUCUGAAGAAAUCGGUCUGUCCUGGGUUUAUCUGCCUACUCCCUGCCCCCACCCCAGGAGGAGUCAGUUGUGCUGACUGCUCCCUAGACUCAGUUGCAGUGGCUUCCAGUUGCCUGCUGAAUUCCGCCUUAGCCCUUUGGUGCUUUAAUUUCCAGGACUUUAAAAAACUUGGACAAUGAUACACAGAUGUAAAAAGGAAAUCACACUUUAUUGUAGUAGUUUUGUGUUGACAGCCACUCUACCGUUGUUCUGCUGACUGACUCGUGACUUACCAGCAGCCAGUUAGCUAAGGGUUCUUCUACCCUGGCCUGCAGAACUCUAGUUCACACGACUGCGCACUGGAGAACUGCAGGUCUGUGUUCACGACUUGCAGCAAAGGCCCAGGCACAGUCCUGGCGCUGAGGUUUCCUGUUCUCUUGGCUUCUCUCUAAGCCCUAAGAUCAUACAGUAGUAGAGCUUCUCAGACAUGACGUCAUUACCUCAGAAGCAUAAACAAAUCAGGCCCGAAGAGUGUGGGCCUUACAGGUGUGUUUCCAGUCUGGUGCCAGGGCUCCUGUGCUGUCUGUGGGAGCCGCCCGUCAGUAUGGAGCCCUGGCCUGAACAGUGCCAGCCUGGACAUGGGCUGCUGAGUACCUCCCGCAGUCAUGUUCUCUCCUCCUGAGGUCUUGAGUUCGGCAGACAAGGAAAGGGUCUUUUGGUCUUCCUGUUUUUAUAUUCAGUUUGAUGCUGGGCUCUGAGGGGGUUUGGAGCACACGGGGCAGCUGCAUUGAAAUUCACAAUUCUCUCAUCAGAGUAUAUCAAACAAGUAGAGCCAAAUGGAUGACCAGUGUGCUACAGGCUGCUUAUAGAACAGCGUUCUGUGUUGGUCUGCAGCAAAAAUCAUUUGCAUAAGGUAGUCUUGGUUACCAUCUAAAAUAACUUAAAAUAUUCCUCAUGGGAAAAAAAUUUGUUGUAUUUUUAAACCUUUAGGGCUUUAUUCUAUUUUUCUAAGUCGUUAACUGUACUUUUUAAAAAAGUAUUUUGUAUCUACUUUUGUAACUUCAUCAGAAUAAACUAUAUUGAAAGUAAAAAUGGC